Electrophorus electricus (electric eel) is the source of this 1320-nucleotide messenger RNA. RefSeq names its product GDP-L-fucose synthase-like. NCBI's taxonomy places the organism in Eukaryota, Metazoa, Chordata, Actinopteri, Gymnotiformes, Gymnotidae. Gene Ontology annotation, biological process: nucleotide-sugar biosynthetic process. The record is from RefSeq and is a predicted model, not a curated record. Gene Ontology annotation, molecular function: GDP-L-fucose synthase activity.
AUAAGAAUCACUGUGUUCAUACCUGAGCAAAUGCUUGAUGGUGACAAGUUCCAAAAAGAAAUCAACUUUGUGAGGUAUUCAAGUUUAAAAGUACAACAUUGCAAGACGUCAAACAUCAAUCUGAGAACAUAUAAAGCAGAUGGAGGGGAAAAUGGAGCCAAAGCGUGUGCUGGUGACAGGAGGCAGCGGUCUGGUGGGGAAGGCCAUUGAGCGAAUAGUGAUGGAGGAAGGGGGUGCUAGAGAAGGAGAGGAGUGGAUCUUCCUGUCCUCCAAAGAUGCCGACCUAACAAAUGCGGCUCAGACGAGGGCUAUUUUCAAGAAACAUCAUCCCACGCAUGUAAUCCAUCUUGCGGCCAUGGUGGGUGGCCUCUUCCGGCACUUGAGACAGAACCUGGAUUUCUGGAGACAAAAUGUGGCCAUCAAUGAUAAUGUGCUGCACACAGCUCAUGAAUUCGAUGUGGUCAAAGUUGUCUCCUGUCUGUCCACAUGCAUCUUCCCAGACAAAACCACCUACCCCAUUGAUGAGACUAUGAUCCACAAUGGUCCUCCUCAUUGGUCUAACUCAGGUUAUGCUUAUGCCAAACGGAUGGUUGAUGUCCACAACAGGGCUUGUUUUCAGCAGUAUGGACGGAGGUACACUGCUAUAAUCCCCACAAAUAUAUUCGGUCCCCAUGACAACUUCAGCAUAGAAGAUGGCCAUGUUCUGCCAGCACUUGUCCACAAGGCCUACAAAGCAAAACUGACUGGGACACCUUUAGAGGUGUGUGGCUCUGGGAGUGGCCUUCGGCAGUUCAUCUACUCCCUGGAUCUGGCUCGCCUCUACCUGUGGGUGCUGAGAGAAUAUGACGAGGUGGAGCCCAUCAUAUUAUCAGUUGGAGAGGAGGAUGAAAUUAGCAUUAAGGAUGUUGUUGAUGCUAUUGUUGGAGCCUUUGAGUUCACAGGACCUGUGGUUUACGAUACCAGCAAGUCCGAUGGUCAGAUGAAGAAAACAGCAAGCAAUGCUAAACUCCGCCGAUACCGUCCAGACUUCACCUUCACACCCUUCCACACAGCUGUAAAGGAGACUUGCAAUUGGUUUGCGGCCAACCAUGACAAAGCCCGCAAAUGAGGAUUCUGCCAAUACACUAGUAGAGAGUACAGGAGACAAUACAACGUUGAAAGAUGCAAUGUCUGUGAUCUUGAGAAACACUAAAUGUCCUGGGAGGGUCAUUAAAUAGGAGGAGUGUCUUUUUUGGAGGGUAUUCUUAGUCAUAAAGGUGCGAUUGUGGUUUUUGGUUCUCGAUGUUCCUCAAAGUUGCGCUUGCCUAUUCAUUAAUUGAC